Messenger RNA from Mus pahari (shrew mouse), 3897 nucleotides. RefSeq names its product ADAMTS like 2 (gene Adamtsl2). Gene Ontology annotation, cellular component: extracellular matrix. Lineage: Eukaryota; Metazoa; Chordata; Mammalia; Rodentia; Muridae. Bases 202 to 3315 code for a protein of 1037 amino acids. The record is from RefSeq and is a predicted model, not a curated record. The transcript has 20 exons. Gene Ontology annotation, biological process: extracellular matrix organization.
AGCAGCCACUGGGCUGAGAGCCCCUCCUGGGAACCCCCCUCCCUUGAAUGCUCUUUGAAGUGGGAGAGGGAGGCAGCUGGGGAAGCAGGACCAGAGACAGGCAGAGCCCGCACAUCUCUGCACUCACCUUCCUGCACCGUGCACCUGGCAGUAGCUCUCACCCUUUUCUCUGGGAGGACAACCUGCUGACCCUGGGUGAGGAUGGAUGGCAGACGGCAGCAUUCACGCUGGGCUUGGUCCUUGCUGGCCAUGGCAGUUGUGGCUGGGGCUGCGGCACCUACCGAGGCUUCCCUGCAUCUCCAGGUUUCUUCUGUUAAGGUGGAGCCUCUGCUUACUCUUGGGAGGGCGGUGCUUUUCACCCAGGACAAGAACCCCACAUCCAACAGCCUGGAGGGAGGCGCUGACACCACUGCCUACUGGUGGGGGGAGUGGACCAAGUGGACAGCAUGUUCCCGCAGUUGUGGGGGCGGGGUGACAUCCCAGGAGCGCCACUGCCUGCAACAGAGGAGGAAGUCUGUUCCAGGCACAGGGAAUAGGACCUGUGUGGGCACGUCCAAACGCUACCAGCUCUGCAGAGUGCAGGAGUGUCCACCGGAUGGGAGGAGCUUCCGUGAAGAGCAGUGUGUCUCCUUCAACUCCCGUGUGUAUGACGGCCGGGCGUACCAGUGGAAGCCCCUUUACCCGGAUGACUACGUGCACAUCUCCAGUAAGCCAUGCGAUCUACACUGCAGCACCGUGGAUGGCCAACGGCAGCUCACGGUGCCGGCCCGAGACGGCACUUCCUGCAAGCUCACCGACCUGAGAGGGGUUUGCGUGUCUGGAAAAUGUGAGCCCAUUGGCUGUGAUGGAGUGCUCUUCUCCACCCACACACUGGACAAGUGUGGUGUCUGCCAGGGGGACGGGAGCAGCUGCACCCACGUGACAGGCAACUACCGAAAGGGCAACAAUCAUCUUGGUUACUCUUUGGUGACCCAUAUUCCAGCUGGUGCCCGGGAUAUCCAGAUUGUGGAGAGGAAGAAGUCAGCAGAUGUGCUGGCUCUUGCUGACGAAGCUGGUUUCUACUUCUUCAAUGGCAACUACAAAGUGGACAGCCCCAAGAACUUCAACAUUGCUGGCACGGUGGUUAAGUACCGCCGGCCCAUGGAUGUCUAUGAGACUGGCAUCGAGUAUAUAGUGGCACAGGGACCCACCAACCAGGGCCUGAAUGUCAUGGUGUGGAACCAGAACGGCAAAAGCCCCUCUAUCACCUUCGAGUACACCUUGCUGCAGUCGCCACACAUGCGCCACCUGCCACCUGUUUAUUACAGCUUCUCUGAGGCAACCUCCCAGAGCACAGAGAGCACCGAGCGGCAGGAGCUGGACAGUGCGAGGCUGCUGGGCUUCGUGCGGCACAAUGGCUCACUCUACCGCCAGACCUCUUCAGAGAGGCUGGGCCUGAACAGCCAGCUGUUUCAGCCUCCAGCCCCUGAGGUGGAGCUGGGUCCAAGCAGAGGCCAGGAGACCAACGAGGUGUGCAAGCAAGCCAGCGGUGGGGUCUGUGAGGGACCUCCCAGGGGCAAGGGCUUCCAAGACCACAAUGCCACUGGGAGAGCUCUCUCUGCGGACAAGGAUGACCGGGAGAUCAGUGCACAUUUUACCUCCCACGAGCUUCUCUCAGCCAACACCAUCUCCGAUCAGCUCUUGGGCACAGGCUCUGAGUCAGAAGAGUUCUCACUCAACGAGACCAUGAACAGCAUCUUUGCCCAGGGUGCUCCCAGAAGCUCCCCAGCUGAGAACCUCUAUGUGGAUUAUGAGGAGAAUGAGGGGCCUGCUGCCUACUUGAUCAAUGGGUCUUACCUGGAGCUGAGCAGUGACAGGAUCAACACCUCCUCUGAGGCCCCAUUCCCCAACACCAGUGCCAGUCCCCCCAACUUGGCUGGGAACAGGACUCAAAAGGCAAGGAAGUCAAGUCUGCUCUGGGAGCCGGUGCAAUCAAAGGGACCGCCUAGAAAGGAAGGGCUAUUUUCAUCUUCUAGAGAGGCUUCAAACAACCCCGGGAGGGGCUGUCACCAGACACUUUGGGAACAGGCGUCUGGGAUGCAAAGGCACGCUCUGAAGCCUGGAGGAUGGACCAGACCCAAGGCACGCAAGCAAGGUGUGAGCCCAGCUGACAUGUACCGAUGGAAGCUCUCAUCCCAUGAGCCCUGCAGUGCCACAUGCACCACAGGAGUCAUGUCCACCUAUGCCAUGUGUGUUCGCUAUGAUGGUGUUGAAGUGGAUGACAGCUACUGCGAUGCCUUGACCCGUCCUGAGCCUGUCCACGAAUUCUGCGCUGGGAGGGAGUGCCAGCCCAGGUGGGAGACCAGCAGCUGGAGCGAGUGCUCACGCACCUGUGGUGAGGGUCAUCAGUUCCGUAUUGUGCGCUGUUGGAAGAUGCUGUCCCCUGGAUUUGACAGCUCCGUGUACAGUGACCUCUGUGAAGCCACAGAGGCCGUCCGUCCGGAGGAACGCAAGACGUGCCGCAACCCAGCCUGCGGACCACAGUGGGAGAUGUCUGAGUGGUCAGAGUGCACUGCCAAGUGCGGAGAGCGCAGUGUAGUGACCAGAGACAUCCGCUGUUCGGAGGAUGAGAAACUGUGCGACCCCAGCACCAAGCCUGUGGGAGAGAAGAACUGCACUGGGCCUCCCUGUGACCGCCAGUGGACUGUCUCAGACUGGGGACCGUGCAGCGGGAGCUGUGGACAGGGCCGCACCAUCAGGCAUGUGUACUGUAAGACCAGCGACGGAAGGGUAGUCCCCGAGUCUCAGUGCCAGACAGAGUCAAAACCUCUGGCCAUCCACCCCUGUGGGGACAAGAACUGCCCAGCACACUGGCUGGCUCAGGACUGGGAAAGGUGCAACACCACCUGUGGGCGUGGUGUGAAAAAGCGAUUAGUUCUCUGCAUGGAGCUGGCCAACGGGAAGCCUCAGAUCCGCAGUGGCCCUGAAUGUGGGUUAGCCAGGAAGCCCCCUGAGGAGAGCACGUGCUUCGAGAGACCUUGCUUCAAGUGGUACACCAGCCCCUGGUCAGAGUGCACCAAAACAUGUGGGGUAGGUGUGAGGAUGCGAGACGUGAAGUGUUACCAGGGAACCGACAUUGUCCGUGGAUGUGACCCACUGGUGAAGCCUGUUGGCCGACAGGCUUGUGACUUGCAGCCAUGCCCCACAGAGCCCCCAGAUGAUAGCUGCCAGGAUCAGCCAGGUACCAACUGUGCACUGGCCAUCAAAGUGAACCUCUGCGGCCACUGGUACUACAGCAAAGCCUGCUGUCGCUCCUGCAGGCCCCCCCACUCCUAGCUGCUGCUGCAGCCCCUGAGAUAUAAGCACGCUAUCCUGGGGCUUCCUUGGACACCCAUUCUGCAGGGGGAUGCUGGACUGUGAAGAUGUGACACAGAGCACAACUGACAAGAAGGGGACUUUGACAUUGUGGCCUUGUCUCUGCCCUGGGCGAGAGCCUCCGGUGCCCACAGGCCCCUUUUCAGGUGGAGCCACCCUGCUGCAGGAAGCUGCACAUGCACUCCCAGGAUCCUGUGUCUGUGCCCAUCCCAGAGGGCUCAGAGUCUAGAAGCCAGAGUAGGCAGUAGUGCCCACUUUCAGACCCACCUCUGAUAUGACAGAACUCUCUCAGGGUGACUUGCAGGUGCCACAGGAAGGACAGAGUUCCUUUCUUUGACUGUCUUGGGUAAGGAGAGGCCUUGGGUCAGCUUGAGGCCAGGCUGUCCUGUCUCUGGAAGUACUGAAGGUACCCCUUCCUAUGGCAUUAGUGCCACUGUCCCCUCCCAGAAUUCCUGUGCUAGAUGGGAGGGACGUCCCGUAUUCCUGGGUGUCUCUGCCAGCCUCCUCACUACUUACUGGUGCAUGUUAAUAAAGUGGCUGUAU